Molecule: messenger RNA, 735 nt
Organism: Penicillium paradoxum
Lineage: Eukaryota; Fungi; Ascomycota; Eurotiomycetes; Eurotiales; Aspergillaceae
Product: DUF3716 domain-containing protein
Exons: 1
Coding region: 1-735 (244 amino acids)
Source: RefSeq, a predicted model, not a curated record
AUGGAACUAGGAGAGGCAAAAGAAGCCCCGGCUUCAAUCAUCGAACAUCCGCCCAACGGGCCGGAAACCGAAAUCAAAUACCCCGACCCAGUAUAUGGCGCCUUCGGGGAGACAGAGAAUGGACCACUCUUCUGGGCGAAACGGGCGCAGGAAGCCCCAUGGGGGAGGUGCUUUAACGCACUGCAUACAAAAGGCAGUCUGCUUCACCGUAUGGUAGGCAUGACUUUGUUGCGGGAGCCAAUGCUGCAGAGGAACUCGAAAAACAACAAGCGCAAAACGGUCGACGGGGAGGCCUUCAAUGGCCAGAUUGCACAGUUUUUAUAUACGGCCGAGGCGUUAUUAGCUCACGCUGUGGGGGAAAGGCUUCCUACCGACCAGGCUUGCACAAGCUGCAAAAAGCGCAAUGGAAAAUUCGUUUCAUGCGUUUUGGUUCCUGGGCAGUCACACUGCACCAAUUGCUUAUGGCCGAAUCAAACGGACCGCUGCAAGUUUGAGACAAGCACCGAAUGUGUCCCAAAUCGAUGUACCAAGACACGGAAAAGGAAAAUCGAGAACAAACCACACGAGGGGGGUAUGCAGGCGAAGAAACGCCGAGAUUUAGGUGAACUGGACAUCAUUAUCACCAGUAUGGAGUGGAUCGUAUGCCACCAGAGAGAAGUACUCGAGGCCGGGGAGGAACAGCUACGCAAGAUGAAGGCAUAUCGUCAGCAGACCGCGGAGGAGCCAGACUUUUGA